CACGCGCCAACAUCUCACAGAUCUCUACUACAAGGUUAGCAGUACAGCCCAAACCAUCUUGUAUUUCCACUGGGAUAUGCAGCUGAUCCCGAACCUGUUGUGUUUGAAUUGUGCUGUCUAGAACCACUUUAUUCUUUUACCAAUGGUGCAGCGGGAGGUGCUUCGGGUGUGCGAGGAAAACAUUCAUGUCCCUCACUGUCUGCUAUUGUGCAACGCUGUGUACUAUUGCGGAUCAAUGUUUUCCAGCAACACCAUGCCCUUGCGAAAGGACUCGGGAGACGAAGGCACAGUUGGAGAAGACUUUUUUCAGCGUGGCCAAGCACUGCUGGAUAAAAAGUACUUGACAACGCAUCUCUGCACCAUCCAGUCGUUACUGCUUUUCGCCAUCGGACACAAAUCUCCUGCCCAACGUUCAGGAUUUAUCAGCCAGGCCGUUACCAUGGCUCUGGAUAUGGGCCUGCACACGAAGCUGGACAGGAGCGUUCAUCGGUUCAUACGAGCGUACAGAGCACGUGUCUUCUGGUGUUUGCUCAUCUUCGACUCAACCUCUUCUGCCAUCGGAGGAAAGCCAACGCUGAUCAACGACGAGGAAAUCAGUGUCGAGAUGGUCGAGGUCGGUGACCUCGGUCCUGAAUCAGAGACCUUCUCAGACCAGUAUUUGGUUCACUGUAUCCGCGGCUGGCUGAUCUGCCGUAGGAUUCGCAAGAACUCGAAACUUGUUUCCCGACGUCCACCACCCUCCCAGGACGUCCUUCUGGAUAACCUGGAUCGUUUGGACAAGGAGCUGGUUGACUGGCAGGAGAAUUUGCCCCCAGUGUUUGAUCUCGUACCCACCAAAGGAUCUAUUAAUUCAGAUAUCAAGACUAUGGCCGCAGGUGCUCAGCUAUUGUGCUAUGCCCUCAUCAUCCUACUCCACCACCCAUAUCUUCCUAACCCCAAAAGUCCCGAGGCAUUCCAGUCGCCUCGUGAGGGGGGCACACCGGACUCUCAGGGCUAUUGCACACAAGCUGCAAAGGAGAUCACAAAAAUUGCAGGCAUCUUACUCAAGGAGGCACCACGAACAUUCGAACAGAACACACCAACCCGAUACGCACUCAAUUUUGCGAUCCGCAUUCAUCUUCGAAACGCAAAAUGCACAGUGGACCCGACGCUAGCUAAGGAGUCACGGCGGGAUCUGCAAAAAUCUAUGGACUAUGUGGAGCAGGUCGAGAACUUGCAGUUCUUCAGAAUUAACCGGUCUAAGAAGUCGGACGUCGCAGACCUACUUGCAUCAUGCAGGGCAGCACUGGCGCAACAGAAGUCGAGCUUGGAGAUGGCCAAGGAAGCAGCAGCUGUGAAGCAUCGGCAAAUGGUGCAGGCGAAGCUCUCUGCAAAGGAGCAGUUGCGCCAUCUGCAACAGCAGCAGCAGCAGAACGUGACUCCUCAGCAGACCCAGCAGUCGAUUUCGCCCCAAUCGCAACCUCAGGUCAUAUGGCAGCAGCAUCAGCAUCAGCAGCAAAUUUACCUGCAACAGCAACAGCAACAGCAUCAGCAACAGCAACAGCAUCAGCAACAGCAACAGCAUCAGCAACAGCAGCAACAACAGCAAUUACAUCAGCAGCAUCUUCAACAACUUGCCCAUGAGAAGCAGGUGAAGCAAAGCUUUUUGUUGCAGCAACAGCAGCAGCUUCAGAUGUUGCGUCAACAGCAUCAGCGCCAACAAAUGCUUCAGCAUCAACAGCAGCAAGAGCAGGCACAACAAAAUCUGCAGUUGCAGCAACAACAGCGCGCUCAGUUGUAUGCUCAGGAACAAGGACGACUUCAACAGCAGACUGCCCCGAAUCCUUCUCCCCAGAACUCUAUCCUCUUUCAAGGACAAUCUGCGUUCGUGCAUCCGUCUGUCAUACCCAGUCAGCCGCUUGCGCAGAACACGCAACAGCGAGCUCAGUUCAAUACGACUGCUGAACAGCCGGAUCAGUUACAGCAACAGACAAUGCUCGAUGUUUCGUGGAUGCCUGGCAACAACUCGAGCGCACCAUCUUUGGAGAGCAUCAGUCAGGAUAUUCUAUUCGACGGUUACCUCAAUGGAAUUCAGGGAUCUGGCGAGGACAUCAUUGAUAUCCAGUCCAUGACCUUUGACCCGCGACAGGAAGCCCUCUUUUCGAACGCGGCUUCAAGUGCAUACAGUAAUCCUGAAUCUCAUCAGUCUGCGAUUCCGGAGUCCUCGUCUUCCACACCAUUGGCAGUAAGUUUAACAACCAACGAACUGGCAGACGAUGUCUUCCUGAUCUCACCUCCCAGAGGUCAAGUGUCCCUGCCAUCGCCUGCAGCGUCCCUGUCGUCAAAACCAAUGCCCAACCAGUUCUCGUCCAAGUCACACGAUGACCCAACCCUUUCGCCGCAGUCUUCUUCGACCGUGGUCUCGCCGUUGCUGCACUCGAUGCAGAUGCAAAGGCAAGGGCAACAGUCGUUUCAAUCUGUGAACGAUCAUAAUAGCACCAGCAAUGGCGGCUUCAAUUACGGCAACCCUGCGAUGCAGACCCCCGAGUCAUCGCCCUCAGUAGUGAGCUCUCCGGGGUCGACACAGAUGUCUGAAGAGGCCGUUCUUCAGUCAUUCACGGGCCAGAUGAUUCACGAUACCUUCUACAUGCAUGUCAAUCUGCCGGCGGAGCAUCCACGAAACGAUCCCACGUCGUUCGUAUACCUACCAAGCGAGCUCGAGUAUGGUGACACCGCUGCACUUUCACCCACAGCCUCAGGCUGUGGAGGAAGCACCAAUUCGUCAGAAGUUGAUGCCAUGUCGCCACGGCCGUAUUAAGCAUUACUUUAGUCGUCGUUAAAUUUUUCAUCACUCUAAUCUCAAUCAAUAUAGUGCUGCAUAUGAUG
Gamsiella multidivaricata is the source of this 2865-nucleotide messenger RNA. RefSeq lists its product as uncharacterized. Gene Ontology annotation, molecular function: DNA binding; zinc ion binding. The transcript is spliced from 2 exons. Gene Ontology annotation, biological process: DNA-templated transcription. NCBI's taxonomy places the organism in Eukaryota, Fungi, Mortierellomycota, Mortierellomycetes, Mortierellales, Mortierellaceae. The record is from RefSeq and is a predicted model, not a curated record. The coding region runs from base 143 to 2797 and encodes 884 amino acids.